UUUGUUUCUGUGACCGCAUCUUCUUGAAUUCUCUGUUCAUUUACAUUUAAUUACAGAAGUAGGGAUUGCUUAGGCACAAGUCAGAAUAUUAUCACCGCCCGUCACGAUGUGCACAUUACACCGUAUCAUAUCAACCUCUGUUCUAGCCAUCGUCGCCCUAAGCAGCUUCGUCGUGGCCUACCCGAAGAUCAGGGUGGAACGUCAAGCGCCCGGUCCCGAGGAGGCAUUGGGGUUGCCUAGCAACGCUACGUCCAUCAGAUCCGAAAUCACAGACUCUUUUUCGUGCGAGUCACGGAUUUACGGCUACUACGCAGAUGUGGACAACGAGUGUCAGCUGUUCCACGUCUGUCUGCCCGUUCAGUUCGCAGAUGGCAAGGAGAAGAUAUUCAAGUGGAGCUUCAUCUGUCCCGAAGAAACUGUCUUUAACCAGGAGAGUUUCACUUGCACGAGGCCAGAAGACGCAGUCGCAUGCGAAGAGUCACCGCAGUACUACAGUCUCAAUGAGGAGUUCGGUCGGACGGACCGACCAAUCGAACCAUCGCCGUCCCCAGCAGAUGGAGAAACAACGCUCCAGUAGUCCCAACUGCAACAUGACGCCACGCCUAUUACGGAAACAGACCGAGCUGCUAAUACUGGGAAUGUCACUGCAUUACCCAAACAAAUUACUCACAGACUCGUACGAAUUUUACACAGUCUGCGGGCUGAGGCACUGGAUGUGGAAACGAUGAAACAUUCAGGCGUAUGGUUUCACUGGAAAAAACCAAUUACGUUAUGAUGGAAAACAGAAAUGUCGGUUGGCCUUUGUGAUUCACAAGUGUCGGUGUUAUCAAUACGUGAAAUACGUGUUAUACCAGUUAUAAUACCAAGUAGGGAAGAUUAAACAGUAAAAAAAUAUGCUAUAAAGUGGGAACAUGUACAAAGUUUAUAAGCCGGUUCUUUAACGAUCCGUAUUUCAGAUGCCUGAUGUCACUGGCUGCAUCUCUAUAGAGGCUCACAAAUAAUUACUGCAUUUCCAAACAACACUAUAAGGGAAAUCAAUUAGGAUGAAAUUACGGCAAGUUAGUUCUCUUCUGCAAAGGGACUGGGUUCAUCUCAAGGUUGUGCAGUGUAUUAUAUCUCUCGACUCCUUUCAAGAACUGGAAAAUAGGUGACGUUGCGUGGGACCAAUUAAAAACUGUACAAAUUUCUGCUUCAAAUAGCGUGUAGUUAGUUAGUUAGU
Messenger RNA from Cryptotermes secundus, 1219 nucleotides. Its product is annotated as U-scoloptoxin(01)-Cw1a-like. Gene Ontology annotation, cellular component: extracellular region. The transcript is spliced from 5 exons. The coding region runs from base 107 to 577 and encodes 156 amino acids. The record is from RefSeq and is a predicted model, not a curated record. Gene Ontology annotation, molecular function: chitin binding. Lineage: Eukaryota; Metazoa; Arthropoda; Insecta; Blattodea; Kalotermitidae.